Messenger RNA from Xylaria bambusicola, 2219 nucleotides. Its product is annotated as feruloyl esterase B precursor. Lineage: Eukaryota; Fungi; Ascomycota; Sordariomycetes; Xylariales; Xylariaceae. The transcript is spliced from 2 exons. The record is from RefSeq and is a predicted model, not a curated record. The coding region runs from base 304 to 1977 and encodes 557 amino acids.
CGUAGCGCCUAAUGUAAGAAGCGAACGAAGACUACUGAUUAGUAGAUAUUUAGCGUCGAUAUUGACAUAAUAUCACCACUCUUUGCGGUAUAAUGGCCUUGGCGCUGAGUACUUAGUCUGCUGACUUGGUAUGGCGUCGCGACGUGAUGCCCUUGGCUUAUGUGCGCGAAUCCGUCAUCACUCAACUCACUCCAGUCUUAUAAUCUGCGUAUACAUCACGACCGCUACUACAUGUGAAGUCUCUUUCAUCGCUAUCGAAAGCCCAAGCAUUGACUGACAGUCACUAUUAAUGUCUAAGCUAGUAUGUUGGACGGCAUGAAGUCAAGAUGGGCUAGUUCCAUAGCAUUGGCGCUGCUUACUGCAUAUGUCUCAUGUCUUGAGUGUAACGUGGCUGCUUUUGAAGCCGCGCUGGAAACAUUGGAGCUAGAGGGCUUCUCGAGUUCGUCGGUCGUAUACGCCUCGACCAUUCCACCUGGUGGCUCUUCGUUUGAUCCUAGUCCGGAGUAUCCUAUAAACGCUACAUACCUACCUGAGCUAUGCGCUGUUAAGUUCAACGUGAAGUCAUCUGAGACUACUUCAUACAAUUUGGCGAUUCUACUUCCGGGUCGAGAGAGAUGGAAUGGACGGCUUAUGACUACUGGAAAUGGAGGCUUCGGCGGCGGGAUCAAUUAUCCUGAUAUGGGCGAAUACACACAUUACGGCUUUGUCAGCGUCUCGACAGACACUGGCCAUCUCUCAGAUAUCGGAGACAGUUCAUGGGCGCUGAACAACCCGGAGAGUAUUGUCGAUUGGAGUUAUCGUGCCCUACAUGGUUCAGUUGCACUUGCUAAGCAGAUUGUUCCGGCUUAUUACAGCAACAAUAAGACUGCCGCAUCGCUUGUUAAAUUCUCAUAUUACACCGGGUGUGCCACUGGUGGUCGUCAAGGUCUACGAUCGCUUCAGCUCUAUCCGAAUGAUUUUGAUGGUGUCUUGGUUGGCGAUGCGGCUUGGCAAACUACCAAUCUUCAGUCGUGGUCGACGUGGAUGCCGCUUCAGAACUAUCCCCCCAAUGCCUCCUAUCAUAUUCCCGAAUCUCUAUUUAAUUCGGUCACGGCUCGAAUUACAUCUCUAUGCGACAGCCAAGACGGCAUCAUCGACUCCAUUAUUCAAGACUCUGCGGGAUGCAGUAUAGAUUACGCCUUCUUGCUUUGCUCUUGCCCAACCAGAAAGCAGACUGCUUGCUUAACUAAGCCUCAACUCGCAACUCUAAGAAAGAUGCUAUCUCCCUAUACGAUUAACGAUGAAAUCGUCUUUCCAGGCUUACCCCUUGGAAGCGACCCUUCUUUACUUGCUUCUGAAAGUAAUCCUAUCGGCUAUGGAUAUUUCCAAAACUUCCUCUACAACGAUACGUCGUACAACUUCACGUUAUAUACUGACGAUGAUUAUAUUGCCGCGGCCGCUGGUGACCCUGGCCAUGCAACAGCAAAAGAUUUCGAUAUUACAAGCUUUAAGGAGAGUGGGGGUAAGAUUCUGAUGUACCAUGGAUAUGCCGAUCCUCUGAUCCCUGCCGGCUCAAGCAUUCAAUACGUUACGAGCACCCUCUCUACUAUGGGCAUCGACGAAUCUCAACUCUCUUCGUUUCUUAGAUUGUUCCUCAUUCCCGGUAUGGGCCACUGCGUGUCUAACGCACCAACACAACCAGGCGCCCCCUGGUAUAUAGCAGCGGCGUCGCAGAUUGCUGGAAUAGCGGGACGGUUGACCGGCGUCAACAAUAUCACGCACUCGGUACCUGGAUAUAUGGACGCUAGACAUGACUCUGUAAUGGCUCUUGUGAAGUGGGUAGAGGAAGGUGUGCCGCCUGAUGAGCUCGUUGCCACUAAGUUUGUGAAUGACACAGCACCAGUUGUUGAGAGCCAGAGAACUGUAUGCCCGUGGCCGAAAGUAGCAAGGUAUACUGGUGGUGGUCUAGAAGCAGCUCAUAACUGGGUUUGUGACUGAAACAGGUAUACAGCUAUCGUAACUCUAUAGAAUGUAUGUCUAGAAGCUAUUGUGUCAAUAUGAUGAUCAAAUAAGUCUGGAUAGUAACGAUGCUAGCUCAGGAAAGGAGGAGGAUCAAUUCUCAGCAUCCACCUCUGGGUUCUUCUGGAAGACUAAUAAGACACGCAGUCAGCCGUACAUGAACAGGAGUGCAAUUCCAAAAGCAUUAGCAUGCACACCCGUUAUGCAUUAGCCUGUAAAAA